CUGUACAAGUCGCUGGGAAUGAGUGGCGUUGACGUGGCUGGGAUUUACAACCCGGAGCGGUUCACGUCAAAGGCCAACGCGUUCGGUCUGCAGCCAGGGUUCGCGAUCGACCUGACGCUGCAGAAGGAUGACAAAGGCAACCAUUGGGACCUGUCGAAGACCGAGCAUCAGAAGAAGCUCAAAGGGCUGUUGUGGAAGGAGAAGCCCGCGUUCUUGAUCGGGUCACCACCUUGUGGGCCUUUCAGCCCACUGCAGAAUCUGAGCAGUCACAGGCGCACUGCUGCCCAGAACGAAGCCAUUUUGGCGGAGGGCAGGUUGCACCUUAACGUGGCGGCUGAGGCGUACAUGGAGCAACACCGGAACGGCCGAUACUUCCUUCACGAGCACCCGAAGCCCUCUAGAAGUUGGAGAGAGCCAUGCAUCGAAAAGCUACAAGCCAUGGACGGCGUCUACACGGUGCAGGCUCCGAUGUGCAAAUGGCACAUGAAGGCUGAAGAUGGGCAAGGAGUUGGAUUGGUGCGGAAAGAAACGUGCUACGUCACCAACUCCGCCGAAAUGGCUAAGGCACUUGAAGGGCGCUGUGAAGGGCGCCACAGACAUGUCCAUCUGAUCAAUGGGCGUGCUCGUGAGGCACAAGUUUACCCGCCAAAGCUGGUGAAUGCGAUUUUGAAAGGAAUCAAGAAGGAGCUCAUGAACAAGGGCGAGAUCAGUGAAUUGUCUUCGAUCACUGCAGGUCCGUCGCCCGACGAGACAAGCAGUGAGCCAACGGAACACUUCUUCAACCCCGACGUCAAGACAGAAGGCGUCUUCGACUCCGUAACCGGCACGCCUCUGAAGACCGACAAGGUUUGGGAGGCGAGACGCGAAGAGAUGACAUGGGUGAAGAAGCAAGACCUGUACGAAGUGGUGGAUGAGCAGGUCUGCUGGGAUGAGACUGGUCGAGGCCCGAUCGGCCUGAAGUGGGUUGAUCGAAAUAAAGGAGACGCCCUGAAUGAGAACUACAGGAGCAGGUUGGUGGUGAGAGAGAUAAAGCGAUCUUCGGUUCCCUUGGCGGAGUUCGAAUCUUUCUCGGCGAUGCCACCGUUGGCGGCACUCAAGGUCCUGUGCUCACUUCUUGUCAGCAAGAAGGUGAGCAAGUCGGGGCAGCCUUUGAAGUUGCGGCUGACUGACAUCAGCAGAGCGCACUUUUAUGGACAGGCUCGCCGACGGGUGUUUUGCAACUUGCCAGAAGGAGAGGAGAUCGCUGGCAAGUGCGCGCUCCUGAAGCGCAGCAUGUACGGCACCCUGGACGCCGCUUCAAUAUGGCAACAGACGUAUGCUGAUGUUCUGAAGAAGAACAACAUCAAGCAGUGUGUUGCUUGGCCUGCGUUGUUCUACCAGGAGGAUAGCGACCUGAGGUUCAUGGUGCACGGAGUCCUGAGCGAGAAGUUCGAGUACCGGGUGGAUGGCCAGAUCGGCCCCGAAGCCACAGAUGGCACAGCUAUGUGUGUUCUCAACAGCGUGCUGGAGUUCAACAAGGACACCGGCGUCCUCACUUAUGAGGCGGACCCACGACACGCGGAACACAUCAUCCGUGCCCUGAACUUGGAGGAGAGCAAGUCGGUAUCUACUCCUGCGGAGAAACAGAAGCUCACUGACGUGCUUGCUGCUGAAGGCCUUCCUGAGCUCGAUGAAACUGCGACUGCGCAGUACAGAUCGCUCACCAUGCGAGCGGCCUACUUGAGUAUGGACCGCGCUGACCUCAGCGAG
This is a messenger RNA of Effrenium voratum, 1749 nucleotides long. Lineage: Eukaryota; Dinophyceae; Suessiales; Symbiodiniaceae. The record is from the annotation of a GenBank genome assembly.